AUGGGUGGAGCGAAAAAAUCAACGAAGAAAUUCGAGAAGAACCAUCUCAAGGAUAUUCUCGAACGCCGCAAGGAGGGCGCGAAGAUCAAGCAGCGCCACCAACUGAACGAAAAGCGCAAGGCCAAGAGUGCCAGCCGUCGCGAAGCCGAAGAUGCGAACGGGGCGGACCCUGAGGAGGAAAAGCAGAAGAAUGCAUUCAAGGAGAUGAAUGUCGAUGACUUCUUCGCUGGCGGUUUUGACAUCCCAGAAGAAGUCAACGGCAAGAAGAAGGCGAGCAAAAAGGACGUUACCCCCAAGAUCGGCAAGCGCAAGCGCACCACAGAUCAGGCCCAGGGUGACGAGGCUGUUGCCUCUGGCUCCGAGGCCGGCGAGGAUGCUGCCAGUGAUGACGACGCGAACGCCUUCGACGACCACAAGAACGAGCUCGAGGCAUUGAAGGAGAAGGAUCCCGAGUUCUACAAAUAUCUGAAGGAGAACGAUGCGGAGCUGCUCGAUUUCGGUGACCAGGGCGAUCUGUCCGAGGUUGACGAUCUUAGUGAGGGCGAGGCCGAGGAAGAGGGCCCUGCGAAGAAGAAAAAGAAGAAGGUCCAGCAAGAGGAGCCCGAAGACACUUCCGUCACUUUAACGAUCCCAAUGGUCCAAAAGUGGCAGAAAUUGAUGGAAGAGCAACACUCAGUCCGUGCUAUGCGCCAGACUGUUCUUGCUUUCCGUGCGGCGUCCUACGUUCACGAGGCCAACCCCCCGGAGCAGAAAUACGUUAUCUCUGACCCCGAGGUCUACCACCAGGUGCUCGUCACUGCCCUGAAUGUUGUUCCUAGAGUCUUGGGACACCAUCUCCCGGUUAAGGAGACCGCCGCCGGCAAGAUCAAGGUGUCCAUGGACUCUAAGAAGUUCAAGACCCUCACGCCUUUGAUCAAGUCCUAUACCUCUUCAACCCACCAGCUUCUGAUGAACCUGUCCGAUGCAUCGACUCUAAAGCUGACGCUGGCCGCCAUGGAGCCCAUGCUUCCUUAUCUCCUUCAAUUCCGCAAGGUGUUGAAGACCCUCAUCAAGACCAUUGUCGGAAUUUGGUCUGAUGUCGCCAACGCUGAUACCACCCGUAUUACUGCUUUCCUUUUGCUGCGUCGCCUCAUGGUUAUGGGUGACGCGGGUAUCAAGGAGACCGUCCUCAAGUUGACCUACGAGGGUGUGGUCAAGGGAAGCCGCAACACCACUGUGCACACCCUGGCUGGUGUGAACUUGAUGAAGAACUCCGCCGCCGAGAUCUGGGGCAUUGACCAGAACGUGUCUUACACUACUGGCUUCGGGUUCAUCCGCCAAUUGGCCAUGCACUUGCGCAAGAGCAUCACCAACACAACCAAGGAGUCCUACAAGGCCAUCUACAACUGGCAAUACGUGCACUCUCUCGACUUCUGGUCCCGCGUGCUCUCCCAGCACUGCGACGGUCUCGUUGAGGCCAAGAUUGGCAAGCAGUCCGCUCUGCGCCCACUCAUCUACCCCGUUGUUCAGAUCACACUGGGUGCCAUGCGCCUGAUCCCCACAGCACAGUACUUUCCCCUGCGCUUCCAGAUGACCCGUGCCCUGCUGCGUAUUUCUCGUGCCACCGGUACCUACAUUCCUCUUGGAGCCUCGCUCUUGGAGGUCCUCACCUCUGCCGAGAUGCGCAAGUCCCCCAGGUCCAGCACUCUCAAGCCUCUCGAGUUCAACACCGCCAUCCGUGCACCCAAGUCUUACCUGCGCUCGCGUACCUACCAAGACGGUGUCGGAGAGCAGGUCGCCGAGCUCCUGUCCGAGUUCUUCGUCCUGUGGUCCAAGCACAUUGCCUUCCCCGAACUCUCGGUCCCUGUCGUUGUGGCUCUGAAGCGCUGGUUGAAGCAGGUGUCUGCCCGCUCCGGCGGCAACAAGAACGGCAAGAUCAACCAGAUGAUCAUGUUGAUGGUGCAGAAGGUCGAGGCUAAUUCCCGUUGGAUCGAAGAGCGUCGCUUGAAUGUCACCUACACACCGCGCAACCGCACUGAGGUCGAUACCUUCCUGAAGGAUGUCGACUGGGAGUCUACCCCUCUUGGCGCUUUUGUCAAGUCUCAGCGUAAGUUGCGAGAGGAGCGUGCUGCCAUUCUCGAGGAGGGUCGUCUUGAGGAGGAGAAGCGGAGAGCCGAGGCCAAGAGCAAUGGCGACGAAUUGAUGAAUGAAUUCGGCAGCGAUGAUGGCAGUGACGACGGGGAAGGCGAAGAGGAGAUGGAGAGCGAGGUUGAGGAGGAAGAGGAAGACGAGGAUGAGGUGGAGAUGGAGGACGAGUAG
Molecule: messenger RNA, 2298 nt
Organism: Penicillium atrosanguineum
Lineage: Eukaryota; Fungi; Ascomycota; Eurotiomycetes; Eurotiales; Aspergillaceae
Product: mRNA-binding ribosome synthesis protein NOC2
Exons: 1
Coding region: 1-2298 (765 amino acids)
Biological process (GO): ribosomal large subunit biogenesis
Cellular component (GO): Noc1p-Noc2p complex; Noc2p-Noc3p complex; nucleoplasm
Source: RefSeq, a predicted model, not a curated record